Molecule: messenger RNA, 1978 nt
Organism: Anopheles merus
Lineage: Eukaryota; Metazoa; Arthropoda; Insecta; Diptera; Culicidae
Product: SET and MYND domain-containing protein 4-like
Exons: 3
Coding region: 1-1737 (578 amino acids)
Molecular function (GO): protein binding
Source: RefSeq, a predicted model, not a curated record
AUGAAUGUCCUCGAUCAGGAAGUAUUGGACGCUCUGCAGCGGGAGGAACACUAUAAUCGCUCGGAUAGUGGAGCAAUGCCUUUGCGAGUUCCGUAUCGAGAAUUCCUGCAAUUGCACAACGAGGUGAAGUACGAUGAGCAAGCGGCGAAGCUGCGCACCGAAGGGAACAAAAUGGUUGACCCGAAAGUGAAGCGCCUGUACGAAGCUGUGAAGUUGUACAACGAAAGCAUCACGUACACGAAGCCUGGAUCGACGGAGCGAUCGCUAGCCUAUGCCAACCGAUCGGUAGUGUGUCUGCAGAUGCACCGGUACGAGGAGUGUUUGGCGAACAUCCGGCUAGCUCGCGAGGCCAACUAUCCGGCCCGGUUGGCGGACAAGCUGGACAAACGAGAGGAACAAGCGAAAGAAGAGUUGGCAAAGAGCAACGAAAAGAAGAAGAAGAAGAAGAAAGAUGAUCUGAAGCCAGAACUGCCGUUGAGCUACCCGGGCCACGAGCACAUGCCACACGUGGCCAACUGUCUGCAGCUGCAACAGAACGAACAGUACGGACGGCAUGUGGUCACCACUCGCCGGCUGAAGGUGGGCGAUGUGGUGAUGCUGGACACGCCGUUCGUGAAAACGCUGCACGAUCCGCUCCGGCAUGUGCGGUGUGAUUUUUGUCACGCCGAGCGCCCAUUCACCCUGAUACCGUGUGAAGGGUGUACCUGGGUGAUGUACUGUUCGGCGGAAUGUUUGGGCAAGGCGUACAGCCAGUACCAUCGGUAUGAGUGUGGCGUCAUGCGGGAUCUGUGGCGAGUGGCGGGAAAAUGUCCCAUGACGGCAGUACGCACCGUAGCCUCCGCGUUCGGCACGUUCGAUGACGAUCCGGACGCACUGCAAGCGUAUCUGGACGAGCUGGAUGAGCCGCAGGUGAACGGAUUCACGAUGGACUGGCGAACGGCCACACCAAAGGAUGUGUACAACACGGUGCACGUGCUGUCGACUAACCAAGAGCGCCGACCGUUUAUGCAGCUGGUGUUCAUGGUAUACCUGGCGAUCAUUAUACACAAGCUCAUGCUGGAAAGGACUGAGCUGGGACCGCGGAGCCGGGCAAAGCCCAGCAUAGGCAAGCUGCUGUUCGAUUUGAUCCUUCGCCACGUGCAAGUGAUACGAAUAAAUCGGCAAUUUUUGUCCUUCUACGAGCACCGCCCGGACAGGCAGCGGUUCCAGGCGAAAGAAUACGGAACGGCUUGCUAUCCGUUGGUCAGCAUGUUUAACCAUUCCUGUGCCUCGAACGUACGGCGGCUUAUUUUGCGCGACGGCCGCUGCGCUAUGAUCGUUAUUCGCCCGAUCGGGCCGGGUGAACAGCUGUUCGAUAGUUACGGGUUGCAUCACUUUUCGUUUGAACGGUCACACAGACAAAAAGGCACGUUCGUAAUGUUCAACUUUGAAUGCUCCUGUGAAGCCUGUGCAUCGAAUUAUCCGACACUAAAUCAAAUAGUUAACCAGCAGUCAAGAGCACCUAUGCCUAUGGCCGAUGCGAUGGAACUGUGCUCGUUUGAGGAAGUUUUGGAAACGCAUGACCCGAAGCUGGCACUAGAGGUGAAGGCUAAGCUGCAAACGGAUCUAAACCGUAGGGCACGUCGAUAUCCGGCGGGCGAAAUAAUGUUGAGAAUGUUUAAUUACGACUUUAGCCUUUUUGUUGCGUAUCAGUAUACGUCCGAGAGCUACAAGUACUGGGAGUACUGCAACCCGUAAGCCCAGAGAAUGCGGGUGCGUUUCAUUGAUAGGAGAUAACACGGUAGACAUGGUUUUACAUUCGAACACUUGCAUUAGACGUAAUGGCUGAGCAUAUAGAGCUGUGAAUAUGUACUGCCAAGCUGAACUAGAUAAUAGGAACACCGGUACCAAAGGAUAUACCGUUCGAACGAACGAAUUGCAUUUGUUGAACUUAUGCGGAAAAAGUGGUGAAUACAUUGAAUGAAUUCUUCGAAGCUUA